ACACACUGUAAAACAUCGUACGUCGUACUCCGUUAUUAAGAUCAUCAAACAACCUCCUGCAACCUGCAAAUUCAUGGCUACUGCUUGUCUCACUUGGUUCUCCAGGAGGCCACUGCAAAUUAGGGGGUUAGCUGCAUAUUGUGGGAGUGGGAGAUGUUACACGAAGACAAAACAUUUUGAGUGGUCGAAUGUGGUCGAAGUGGAGGGGCCGGCGGCGAAGAGAGGUUGCUGGGUACCUGAUCCUCGUACAGGCAUAUACUUCCCUGAAGGCCAUGAGAGGGUCCUGGAUGAUAUUCCAAAUGCUGCUGCCACUUCAACUCAAACUUACUGGUUAAGAAAUGUUGAUGAUGGAGUUGACACAUCAAGCCCUAGCCCUCACCCUUACCCUCACCAUCCCAAUCAACAACAACCGAACGAUUAAAUAUGAAGUUAUUAUGUACCUGAUGAGCGUGUCUUUAUGUUAAAAAUUAUAUAUAGUUCAUUAGUAACAAAGACACUACUUAUAUAA
This is a messenger RNA of Ipomoea triloba (trilobed morning glory), 508 nucleotides long. RefSeq lists its product as uncharacterized. The transcript has 2 exons. The record is from RefSeq and is a predicted model, not a curated record. Bases 74 to 421 code for a protein of 115 amino acids. NCBI's taxonomy places the organism in Eukaryota, Viridiplantae, Streptophyta, Magnoliopsida, Solanales, Convolvulaceae.